UGGGACGCGGGCUAACCCCGCAGAUUGGCGCUGCCGCGUCGGGCAAUUAAACGCUUCCAUCCUCCACCGCAGCUAAACGCGCGCGACGCUGCGAUCCAUGCUAACGUUAACUGCAUUUUAAGAGGCGUCGCUAAAGCCGCGGCGUUAGUCACGAACAUGACAGGUGUGCUAGCAACGCGCUUCCCGACACAGGAGCUAGCGGAUGUUUUCGCCGAGGACUCUGAAAAUGACACGACGUUUUAUGGCUUUUCUGGAGGCGAACUCAGCGAUAAGAAUUCAGACGCUGAAGGUGAAAGCCAGCUCGAUGUUUCCCUGCAGGAGCACACAACGCAACCAUCUGCUGCCGGCAAAGCCUUCAAGCUGAGGGUGGCCCUUCGCUCCGCUCCGUCCACCCAGGACUCCACUGACGAUGAGGAUGCCCACGGUGAAAGGAUGAGGGCAGCAGGCAGAGGGGCCAAGAAGCCAGGGAAACGUACUCAAGCAAAGGAGAAGAAACUUGUUAAAUUUGAGAAUGAGGAGACUGACGUGACUCUGCCUCCUACUUCUAGGAAGACAGGGCCUGAUUCAGCUGAAGAUGGGAUAGAUUCUUUCCUAGCUAAAAGAGAGCAGAACAUAAAGGCCAACAAAGAAAUGUUGGCUCAGCUGAUGGCAGACUUGCAGAAAAUGCCAGGAGGAGCAGGAAUCCUAAAAAAACGUGCCGGCAAACUGAAGACCAAUGAGAAAAGCACUCGCCCUCCACGUUCGGAGUGCAGGAGGAACCCCGACCGGAUGUCCCGCAGACAAACCCGCUCCAUGGGGGGGCGUGAGGAUUCUUCAGCUCCCAAAGAGGAAGACCUCGAGCUCAGUUUAGAGGAGGAGUUGCUGGAGGUGCGUCGAGCCCCUCAGCGCCGCAACACCCCACGGCCUAAUCCAAGUAAACCUCACUUUAUUCGCACUGUGGAAGACAUUACAGAGGAUGAACUUCUUCUGGUUGCUGAAAACAUGACUGAUAAAGUCUACAACAGAGUUACAGGAUCCACAUGUCAUCAGUGUCGUCAGAAAACUAUUGACACUAAAACCUGCUGCCGCAGUGAGGACUGUCGUGGGAUUCAGGGUCAGUUCUGUGGGCCAUGUCUGAGGAACAGAUAUGGAGAGGAUGUCAAGAAAGCGCUGCUUGAUCCGGAGUGGAAGUGUCCUCCUUGUCGAGGAAUUUGCAAUUGCAGCUUCUGCCGACAGCGCGAUGGCCGAUGCCCCACUGGUAUAUUGUUCCCUCUGGCUCAGUACCACGGCUUCUCUGACGUCCACUCCUAUCUCAGCAGCCUUAGAAACAAACUGAGGAGCGAUGGUGAUGACGUGGAGAAAUAAUUUAACACUAGAGGGCACAAUUCUUCUGUUUUAUUCUCUGAAGUUCUGAAUGAAUAAAGUUUAUUUUAACCA
Betta splendens (Siamese fighting fish) is the source of this 1416-nucleotide messenger RNA. Its product is annotated as cell division cycle-associated protein 7-like. Bases 157 to 1344 code for a protein of 395 amino acids. The transcript has 9 exons. Gene Ontology annotation, cellular component: nucleus. The record is from RefSeq and is a predicted model, not a curated record. NCBI's taxonomy places the organism in Eukaryota, Metazoa, Chordata, Actinopteri, Anabantiformes, Osphronemidae. Gene Ontology annotation, biological process: regulation of DNA-templated transcription.